AUGGAAACCAAUCUUGAAGCAGCUGAGCAGAUCAGCCAAUGACAGACGGGGGGCUGCGCAGUCGUAUUUCCAUGCGGCCUGUAUAAGAAGAGCCGCUCUCUACAUUCCGCUUCAGUCGUUACUACAGUGAUAGAGAAAGAUGCCGGAACCAGCGAAGUCUGCCCCGAAGAAGGGCUCUAAGAAAGCGGUGACCAAGAGCGCCGGAAAGGGCGGCAAGAAGAGGAGGAGCAAGAGGAAGGAGAGCUAUGCUAUCUACGUGUACAAGGUACUGAAGCAGGUCCAUCCCGACACCGGCAUCUCGUCCAAGGCUAUGGGCAUCAUGAACUCGUUCGUCAGCGACAUCUUCGAGCGUAUCGCCGGCGAGGCCUCCCGCCUUGCUCACUACAACAAGCGCUCCACCAUCACCUCCAGGGAGAUCCAGACGGCCGUCAGGCUGCUGCUGCCCGGUGAGCUGGCCAAGCACGCCGUGUCCGAGGGCACCAAGGCCGUCACCAAGUACACCAGCUCCAAGUAUGGCAAGAGGUUCGCUUUCUGGACUAAUGAAGCCAGAAGCCUGCUCCAAGGAACCCUGAAGCCCUUUUACAGAGUGCCAAGGCGAGGUGCUGUCACUGAGGAAGUUCCACUCCAUAUGCAGGCUGUCACUGAGCGCACUGCAAAGGAAGCAAGACUGGUGGACUUCAUUAUCCAGUCAAAGGGAGCUGAGCAGCAUUUGGUGGUACUUGGAAAAUGUUCCUGUUUUCUCAUCAUUGCAGACGGACUCAGAAAAGAUUCACUUAGGGCCUUUUUUAGUAAUAUCAGUGGACAGAACAUUUUUUGGCUGUGUUUUGAAAGAAUUCCUGAGUUCCAGAAAUUCAUUGUUUCUGUAUUUUGGGUUGCCCUCAGGAUGUACUUGGUGGCAAAUGUUCUACCUAGAUUCUUGUUGCCAGAUGCCUGUCUACCUGGAUAGCGAGGAAAAACAGGACAAGCUUUUUGGGUUCCUAAAGGCUGUACUGCACAGAACACCAACACAGCUAAGCUUCACAGAUGAAGUGCAGUUCAUCUGUGGUGUUCUCUUUCCAGAGGUAGGCUUUGCCAUGUAAUACAAUUAUAUACUGACAGUCAAUAGAAACUUUGAGGUAGAAAUGUACGCAGAAUUCUACUUGUAGGGGGGUUGUAAUUAUUCAUUGUGGAUUUACUGAUGAUCUAGUGUCCUGGUAGUUGAGAUAAUGAUGAGUUGUCAUUUUGUCAUGAUUCAUUGCACAUGGGUUGGUCACUUUGCAAAAGUGAACCAAAUACACACCAAGCAAUACUCAGUGAGUAUCUGCACAAUUUGAGAAUGGGUUUUGAAGGCCUAUAUAAAGGCCCAAAAAAGGCCACCAUUUUUAGUCCAGUGAACAGCAUCAUGCCGCGUCUAUCACAUGAACAACGUCUCCGGGCACUGGGUAUGGUGGAGGCCGGUUUGAGCUACAGUGAUGUAGCCAGGCGUAUGGGCUGUUCCCAACCCACAAUCAGAAGCCUGGUCCAAAGCAUGCGCCGACGGAUUGCUGCCUGCAUCGAAGCAAAUGGAGGCCAUACUCGGUAUUGACUGUUGUGACUUUGUGUUUGGCAGGUGCCGUUUUCUUUUGUGAAAUUCUUUAUUUUGAAAUCAUUCUUGAAACUUUACAUUUUUGUUUCUGUAUGCCAAUAUGCUAAACAAAUGAUUCAUAUGAAGAAAAAUACAGUUUCGGGCUUCAAAAUAAAAAUUAUGUUGAAAAACAUGGUCUCAAAGUUUUUAAUGACUGUCAGUGUACAUGUUUCUGCUCCUGCACUUUUAUAGGCUCAAUAAAUAUCCAACCUUUUAUGGCAUCAUUUGUGUAUUUGCCUGUCUAACAAGGCUUGCUCUGCUGUAAAAUGGUAUAUGUCAAUUAUAUUGCUUAAAAAUGAACCGUUUUCUUUUGGUCGGCCAUCAUAUAUGGCCUGUCUAUGCAGGACAAUCUGUCCCUGCAGGAGGCUGAGCAGGUCUUUUUCAGUGGUCCUGCUUACCAUCAAAGGUAAGAGUGAAGGAUGUUUUUUUUUUUUU
Molecule: messenger RNA, 2038 nt
Organism: Acanthochromis polyacanthus (spiny chromis)
Lineage: Eukaryota; Metazoa; Chordata; Actinopteri; Pomacentridae
Product: histone H2B-like
Exons: 2
Coding region: 140-946 (268 amino acids)
Cellular component (GO): nucleosome
Molecular function (GO): DNA binding; structural constituent of chromatin; protein heterodimerization activity
Source: RefSeq, a predicted model, not a curated record